AUGCACUCCCCGAUGCAAAAAAUAUGGCUUCGAGUUGGUACGGCGAAGCAAAAACCAGACUUUAUCUCGGUAACGAGAGGUCCCGGAAUCAACCGUGCGCAAGGCGGCUACGAUGAUGAUGAUGAUGACGGUGAUGAUGACGAAGAUGAACGUGAGCGCCGCCAAGCGCAACUCCGAUGCCUGGCAUUACAAGAGAUGGUUGAGAAACAUACCCGGACUCUGGACAAGGACUGA
Fonsecaea pedrosoi CBS 271.37 is the source of this 234-nucleotide messenger RNA. RefSeq lists its product as uncharacterized. Lineage: Eukaryota; Fungi; Ascomycota; Eurotiomycetes; Chaetothyriales; Herpotrichiellaceae. The record is from RefSeq and is a predicted model, not a curated record. The coding region runs from base 1 to 234 and encodes 77 amino acids. The transcript has 2 exons.